ACUGGUCCUUGUUGGAACAACCAGGAAAUCAAGACGUUCCUAGCUCAGAAGGUUGCUGUUUCCUUGAACUCUUCUCCUAUGAUGGAUUCCAAUCAGCAGCUACUUAACAACUGUUACCAACCUAGCCAACGCCGGCGUUCAUCCACUGGGGUUAGAGUAAAGCAUGCAGAUGAUGUAUCAGAGGAAGAAUGGAGGAAGAGAGUGUCUCCAGGAGAAGAGCAACCUAACCGUCAAGUCAGGAAGAUUUCUUCCCUCAUAUCCUCUUUUGUAGGCAAAACAUCACAGGUGGAACCGAAGAAAACCAGCAUACCCUCGUGUGAACAAGCUACUGACAAACAGUCUAAGAACAUUCUUACGUCAGGAUUCCAAAGUCUGAAGUCAAAGAUAAUCAAGGAAGAAUCUACCGCUGUUGUGACUCAGCCAGAAACUGUUAAACAAGAAAUACAGAGGCCAGGUACCACAAAGGGCAGAAUCUUACCCACUGUACCGACUACUGCUCAAGCGACUCCCCCCUCAACACAAUCUCAUACAACUACACAGAAACCUAGACUUUCACGUCAGACUACCAUGGCACAACAAGCAGCCCCGCCGCCAUCACCGCCCACUGCCACAGUGCCUUUAGGAUCAAAAGAAUCUUUUAUUAAACCGUUACCACCCGGACAACUCGCAACUGAUAAGCCAGUGGACGUCCCAUUAGAGCAGCCAUCUGAACAGCCACAGGCCGGCUUCAUGAACUUUCUGAAAUCAGCAGUAGGCAUAGAGGAAACCAAGCCAGAUCCCCAGAAAUCUUCUCAGACAUCUCUCAACCAGCAAAACAAAACUGGCAGCACUGCUUCAUUACCAGAGGCUACAGGAGUUUCAAAUCUAUUUGGAUCAAUAAGCAGCUUGUUUAGUCCUGAACCAUCUACACCACAAAAGCAGCAAAUGAAACCCAGUGUUACUGAGAGUUCACUGGCAUCAGCAGCUAAACCUAGGGGUAUACAGAGACAAAGAACUAUGGACCAAAGUGGAACCUCCCGCCCACAGACUCACCCUCCAAACAAAAGUAUUUCCCAAGUAUUUCCUCCCAAUUCUUCUGCAGGCCCUGCUACAAGCCAGUCGGUUACAAUACCUCCUUCAGAAAAGAGAAAAGAAGAAGCAGCAACUAAACCAUCCGGUGGGCUAUUUGGGUUUUCAAUUGGAGAAAUGCUGACAGGAGCAACAGCAGCUGGACCAACACCUCAAACACCUGCAUCAGCUACAGCUCCACAAGAAGAAUCACUUGGUAAAAGUAUAUUAUCAAUGUUUAGUGGACCAAAUCCUCCACAGGCUGCAUCUAAAACUGGGUCUGUGCCUCAACCACAUCCUCCAAGUGCAGCUCCACAACCUCCCCAACAGGAAUCACUUGGUCAAAGUUUAUUAACAAUGUUUGGAGGAUCAAGUCCUCUACAAACGCCUCCUCAAACCAAGCCUACCCCUGAGACACCUCAACAGGGAGCUGCUCCUCCAAAAGAGCCCCCAUCUGCAGGAUUCCUUUCCAUGUUCAGUGGUUCCAACACCCAACAGUCUACAGCCCAGACAGGAUCUAUUCUAGGAGGAAUCUUGUCUGGUUCAUCAAGUUCAACUGAAAGCCCAAUGAAGGGAUUGUUCUCAAUAUUUAACGAACCCAGUCCUUCACAGAAUCACCCAGCAACAAUGGCAUCUCAGCAAAGAGCACCUCAAUCACAAAGUCAACAUGGUGAACCUCAGACACAAUCCAAACCACAAGUGCAACCUCAAGCACAAGGGCAGUCAGCCACUUCUGUUCUCGGUGGAAUGUUGAGUGGAUUGUCUAGCUCUAAUGAGAGUCCAAGAAAAUCUUUGUUCUCCAUGUUUGGCAGCCCAAGUACUCCUCAAACACCAGGAGCUGGUGGAAGUGCAAACAUGUCUUCUACACCAGGAACUGCAGCAACUAAAGUACAAAAUUCAAAGUCAUCAUCUGCUAUUGUCACUGGUACUAAUGAGCCAAACACUGUUAAUCUACAAUGUUCUACCCAAAUGUCAUCUGCUUCCAGUAGCCAUGUGCCAGUGUCAAAAACUAUCAGUCAAAUAUCAACUGAAAAGAGCAAUGCUAGUGCUAAACUAUCCACAGAUAGCACUGCAGAUUCCACAGUGGAUACUACAAUCAAAGACACUGAUAUUGCAUCUGUGCAACCAACUUCAGAAAGUGUCACUGUGCAAAAGGAAACAAGCACAGAAAGCGCAACCCAGGAUCCUGCUCCCCCUAAAGAACCACCAGCCUCUGGUCUGUUGUCUAUGUCGGGUGGAUCUGGCCCACAAGCACCAUCCUUACAAACUGGAUUACUUUCUGAUGGUCCAGGAAAAAGUAUACUUUCAUUAUUUUCUGGGCCCAGCACUGAGCCUGGUCCUCGGGAGACAGGUCCUACAACUACUGCACCAGGGUCUGUACCCAAGGACCCACCAGCCAAAGGUUUGUUAUCUUCAGUUGGAGGUUCAGCCCCUCAGCCCUCUCCACAGACUGGAAGUUCUUUACUUGGAGCAAUGUUUGGAGGCUCUGCACCCCAAACGCCUGCUUCUCAAACUGGAGGAUCGUUACUCGGUGCUUUAUUUGGAGGAUCUGCACCUCAGAUCGACCCCAGUAAGACUGGAGGCUCUGCUCCUCAGGCAGGAACGUCCUUACUUGGUGGCUUAUUUGGCGGAUCUGCACCUCAGAUUGACCCCAGUAAGACUGGAGGCUCUGCUCCUCAGGCAGGAACGUCCUUACUUGGUGGAUUAUUUGGCGGAUCUGCACCUCAGAUUGACCCCAGUAAGACUGGAGGCUCUGCACCUCAGGCAGGAGCAUCCUUACUUGGUGGCUUAUUUGGCGGAUCUGCUCCCCAAGCUGUUGGAUCUCAGACAGCAGGGUCUGUGUUGGGAGGGAUUUUUGGAGUAUCUGCAGCUUCAACUGCAACAUCUCAGAAUAGUGGGUCCUUCAGUGGACUCUUUGGAAGGGCCACCACCCAAAAUUCAACAACCCCAAAUAGCAGCUCAUUAUUGGGAGGUAUUUUGGGGGGUUCAUCUUCUCAAACCACCACUGUGCCUGCUGGUACAUCUCCUCUCGGUGGUGUUUUACCCGGAGCUUCUGUUCCGAAUGAGAUACCUGGUAAAAGUCUGCUUUCAGGCUUUGGAGGAUCGGCUCCACCUGCAACACCCACUGCAACAGCUACACCAACAUCUAGUGAUGACAAGAAAAUAUUAACCACAGCUCUUGCUGAUACUACUUCAAGUGUAACUGCUCUACCAACGACCACUGAUGACACUGCUUCAGCUACUACUGAAACAUCUGCAAUUGAUACUACUACCAAAAGCAGAGAACAGGUAGAAACACAACAGCAACCUGAUGGUACAGCCCUGUGUCUCGAGGCAAGCUUUUCCAAAACCAAACUCACAGAAGAAGGUAAUUGCCAAGAUGCUAUUAAGCUAACUGCUCUCGCUGAAACUACUCAACAUAAAGAAUCUGAAAUUUGUGCACCAGCACAACAAGUUGAGAGACCAGAGGAUGUGAGUGGUCCAUCAGCUCAAGAUUCAAUUCCACCUAAAAUAGAAGAGGAAACACCAGCCACUCAAUCAGCAAGUUCUGUGGUUCAGGGACAACAGACGCUUCCAGAGCCAGAGAAAUCUGUUGCUGACUCAUCAGCGGAUAAAGUUACAGAUUUUAUGUCCUCUCUGUUCAAACCAGCAACUGCAGCUCCUGAAGGUAAUCAGCAACAGAACAAGAGCUCCUUCUUUGGACUAGGAGGAACAACACCUCAAGCUGGUACUGGUCAGACUGGACCAUCAAUUUUAGGGGGUAUUUUCGGAGGUUCAAACACCCAGACAGCAGCUCCACAGACAGGGGGAUCAUUACUGGGAGGUCUAUUCAAAGGGUCUGCUCCUCAGUCUGGUCCACAAACACCCCCCCCUACUACAGGAGGCUCGGUAUUAGGUGGGAUGUUUGGAGUAGGAUCCUCUGCCAAGUCUGCAGGCCCUCAGACUGGUGGAUCUUUAUUAGGUGGCAUGUUUGGCGGAUCUGCAGCAACAGCACAGCCAGGUGGUUCUUUACUUGGAGGAAUGUUUGGAGGAGUCACUGCUCAAACUGCAGGAUCACAGACUGGAGCCUCAAUUCUUGGGGGCAUAGGGGGAUCUUUAUUUGGUGGUAUGGCACAACCACCCAAGCCAUCUGAGCCGAUGCCAGCUGAGCCCAAGUCAACAUCUAGCACUACUCCACAACCACAGAUUAAGAAUGAAAGUGUCAUACAAAAAGUUCCAUCUGCUACUGACACUGGUACAAAUAAAGCGGUGGACUCAACUUUACCAGAAAAUGAUCAAGUUAAAUCUGGCAGCCUAACAAAUAGUAGUGGUGUGGCAUCUGAGGCAGCUUGUCCGGAAACCGCUGCUGUUUCAAGUGCUUUAAUAAGCAGUACAUGUGACCUCACCAGUCAGCUGGAUAACACCACAAAAGAAAUGGCACCUGUUGAUGGAGAGGUGAUACAUGAGAAGCCCAUGGUCAUUAAGGGAGACCCUGAGAGUAACGAAAGUGAAAAAUCAGCCCCACCUAACACCCAACAAGGAGAUAUAGCACCUCAACCUACUCAGUUGCCCAAUAAAACAGAGCCACCCCAGGCCAAGUCUCUGUUUGGGUUUAUAUCAGCUCAAAGUGACGCGGGGAAAUCUCUUGGAUCCUUAUUUUCACCUGCAAUGUCAACAGGUGCUCCAUCAGGGGCUCAAACAGAAGCAGGGAGUGGUCUAUUUUCAGGAUUUAAAAACCUUUCUGGCAGUUUGUUCCAAGAGGAAAAGCCUGUUGCUGGUAAACAAGAGCCACCCAGCACUUCAUUAUUUGGGACCAAAAUAAGUUUUCCCUGGCAGGCAGAGCCACCCAAGCCACAAGCUCUUCCAGUUGUAACAUCUCAACCCAAAACUAUCAACACAGCAACAAGUGGUCAAACGCCCACUGUACAAAAGGUUGCAACCUCUGAUGCCCAGAAACCUAAAUUGGUAGGUUCCAACGAUGAAGUAGAAACCCCCCAGAUCUGCAUCUCCACUCCUGAAGUAGAUCCUUCAGCAUCCCUGACCCCAGAGGAGAAGGACAGGCUUGUAGAAACAACCCCCUCUGCAGGUCCUACCUCUGGAAUGCAGCUGGACAACCAGUUCAAGAAGGAUCUGUUGAAUGCAAAAAGUCCAGUGGAAAGUAGUCGUUUUGGGUCAUCAGGAAACCUGAGCCAGACCAGCUCCCAGCUUAGUGGCCACGAGAGCACCGGAGGGUCAGAACUGGAGGAGUCCUUCCAUUCCUUCCACAGCACCGGCUUUCACCCCUCCUCCAAUGGACAGCCACGCACUAACGGACACGCUCCCACCAAUGGACACUCUCCGGCUGGCGAGCAGGAGAUUCAUCGGCUGACUCCGGAAUCAGGACGAAGCCUGACAAAUGGCACCCCAGUGGAGAGAGCAUCGUCUAAACUCCAAAGGUUCCAAGAUGAUGGACCACCGUUACCGUUUUCCCCAUCUAGAGUUCAUUGGUUGAAGGCCAUCAAUAAAGUCAGGGUUCAGCUCCGGGAGGUUCGAGAUGAAGAAUCCAAUCCGAGACAGGCCUGGGUCAAACCGGGUGGCGGUCCUGGUCUGUAUGGAAUCGACAGUAUGCCAGACCUGCGUAAAAAGAAGCCGAUCCCCUUGGUCAGCGACGUGGCUAUGUCGCUCGUCCAAGCCAGGAAGGCGGGGAUCGCAUCUUCUAUGGCUGCACGGUCCUCGUUCAAGGACGAGGAGCUGAAAUCCCAUGUGUACAAGAAGACGCUGCAGGCUCUCAUCUACCCCAUAUCUUGCACGACCCCGCAUAACUUUGAAGUGUGGACUGCCACCACCCCAACAUACUGCUACGAGUGUGAGGGGUUGUUGUGGGGGAUCGCCCGCCAAGGCAUGCGUUGCUCCGAGUGCGGUGUCAAGUGCCACGAGAAGUGCCAAGAGCUGCUGAACGCCGACUGUCUGCAGCGUGCCGCGGAGAAGAGCUCUAAGCACGGAGCUGAGGACAAGACUCAGAAUAUCAUCAUGGCCAUGAAGGACAGGAUGAAGAUCCGGGAGAGGAACAAGCCGGAAAUCUUCGAACUCAUCAGGGAAGUGUUUGUCAUCAGCAAAGCCAUCCACGCACAGCAGAUGAAGACCAUCAAACAGAGCGUUCUGGACGGGACCUCCAAGUGGUCGGCCAAGAUCACCAUCACAGUUGUUUGUGCACAAGGACUUCAGGCGAAGGACAAGACGGGAUCCAGCGAUCCGUACGUCACAGUUCAGGUGGGAAAGACCAAGAAAAGAACCAAGACCAUUUAUGGAAACCUCAAUCCUGUCUGGGAGGAGAAGUACCACUUUGAGUGCCACAACUCGUCAGACCGAAUCAAAGUGCGCGUGUGGGACGAGGAUGACGACAUCAAGUCCAGGGUGAAGCAGCGUCUCAAGAGGGAAUCUGAUGAUUUCCUCGGCCAGAGUAUCAUUGAAGUUCGAACGCUGAGCGGAGAAAUGGACGUCUGGUACAACCUGGAGAAGAGGACGGACAAGUCGGCGGUGUCGGGUGCCAUUCGCCUGCAGAUCAACGUGGAGAUUAAGGGAGAGGAGAAAGUGGCUCCGUAUCAUGUGCAGUACACGUGUUUGCAUGAGAACCUGUUCCACCAUUCGAAUGACAUGCUCGGCCAAGGGGUGGUGAAAAUCCCAGACCCCCGUGGAGACGACGCCUGGAAAGUCUACUUCGACGACGUGGCUCAGGAGAUAGUGGACGAGUUUGCCAUGCGCUACGGGAUCGAGUCCAUCUACCAAGCCAUGACUCACUUUGCCUGUCUGUCAUCCAAGUACAUGUGUCCCGGGGUUCCUGCGGUGAUGAGCACCCUGCUGGCCAAUAUCAAUGCUUUCUACGCCCACACCACCGCCUCCACCAAUGUGUCCGCCUCCGACCGCUUCGCUGCCUCCAAUUUUGGGAAAGAACGCUUUGUCAAGCUCUUGGACCAGUUGCACAACUCACUGCGCAUUGACCUCUCGACAUACAGGAACCACUUCCCUGCCAGCAACAAGGAUCGCCUGCAGGACCUAAAAUCCACCGUGGAUCUUCUAACCAGCAUCACCUUCUUCAGGAUGAAGGUCCAGGAGCUUCAGUCUCCGCCCAGAGCCAGCCAGGUGGUGAGGGACUGUGUCAAGGCCUGUCUCAACUCCACGUUCGACUACAUCUUCAAUAACUGCCACGAGCUGUACAACAGACAGUAUCAACCUGCAGACACGAACAAGGAGGACGUCCCUCUGGAGGAGCAGGGUCCGAGUGUCAAGAACUUGGACUUCUGGCCCAAACUCAUCAUGCUCAUCGUCUCCAUCAUUGAAGAGGACAGGAACUCCUACACACCCGUGCUCAACCAGUUCCCUCAAGAGCUGAGUGUAGGGAAGGUGUCAGCAGAGGUCAUGUGGACAUUGUUUGCUCAAGACAUGAAGUAUGCUAUGGAAGAGCACGAGAAGCACCGGCUGUGUAAGAGCACCGACUACAUGAACCUGCACUUCAAGGUCAAGUGGCUCUACAAUGAAUAUGUCAAGGAGCUGCCGAGCGUCAAGGACGUCGUCCCCGACUACCCGUCAUGGUUCGUACAGUUUGUGCUGCAGUGGUUGGCGGAAAAUGAGGACGUAUCUGUUGAGUUCAUGCACGGAGCCCUGGAGAGAGACAAGAAAGACGGAUUCCAGCAGACGUCUGAGCACGCUCUGUUCUCCUGCUCCGUCGUGGACAUCUUCACGCAGCUCAACCAGAGUUUUGAGAUCAUCAAGAAGCUGGAAUGUCCCGACCCGAGCGUCAUGGCUCAGUACAGCCGCCGCUUCUCCAAGACAAUUUCCAAAGUUCUCCUGCUGUACAGCGCCAUUCUGACCAAGAACUUCCCUUCUUAUAUUGACAAGGAGAAGAUUCCGUGCGUCCUGCUGAAUAAUGUGCAGCAGUUGAGAAUCCAGCUGGAGAAGAUGUUUGAGUCGAUGGGGGCCAAACAGACUGCAACAGAGGAAGCGCAGCUAAAUGGAGUGAUUGAAGAAGAAGAGAAGAAGGAGGAGGAGGAGGAGGAGGCAGUAGAUGAAGAGAAACAGGUUAUUACCGAUGAAGAGGAGGCAAAGGCUCUGACGCCCGCACCGGUAGAGAAGACUGGAAACGCAUUUGAAGAGAAGAAGUUGGAGGCUGCUGGGAAAAAGUUGGACGCUGAGGCCAGCGACCUCCUGAACGACCUGCAGGUGAAGCUGAACAACGUGCUGGACGAGCUCAGCAGCACAUUUGGGAACAGCUUCCAGAGCCGGAUCACCGAGUGCAUGCGACAGAUGGCGUCGCUGCUGUACCAGAUCAAGGGGCCGCUCAACGCCAGCAACAAGAACCAGGUGGAGGGCGACUCUGACAACAUGCUGAGGCCACUCAUGGACUUCCUGGAUGGAAGGCUGACCCUUUUCGCCACAGUUUGUGAGAAGACCGUCCUGAAACGUGUGCUGAAGGAGCUCUGGAGGAUCGUGAUGAGCAGCCUGGAGAAGACCAUUGUUCUGCCGCAGGGCAGCGAUACCUUUGGAGCGCAGAUCCUCUCGGCGGCCAAAGAGCUCGGUCAGCUCUCCAAACUCAAGGAUCACAUGGCGGGCGAGGCUAAGAGCUUGUCUCCCAGGCAGUGUGCUGUCAUGGACGUGGCACUGGACACGAUCAAGCAAUACUUCCACGCGGGCGGCAACGGUCUGAAGAAGGCGUUCCUAGAGAAGAGUCCCGAGCUGUCCUCGCUCCGCCACGCGCUGUCGCUCUACACGCAGACAACAGACACACUCAUCAAGACCUUUGUCACCUCCCAGCACGCACAAGUGCACAAUGGGAAGGGUAUUAGGUUAACACCCAAUGAAAAAAUUCAGCCCAGCAGGGGUUCCGGCGUGGACAAGCCCAUUGGCGAGGUGUCCGUCCAGAUCGAGCUGUACACUCAUCCCGGGAACGGCGAGCGAAAGGUCACCGUCAAAGUCAUGGGGGCCGGCGAUUUAAAAUGGCAGACGUCCGGCAUGUUCCGGCCCUUCGUGGAGACCACCAUGAUCGGGCCUCAGCUCAGCGACAAGAAACGCAAGUUCCAGACCAAGUCCAAGAACAACAGCUGGUCUCCAAAGUUCAACGAGACCUUCAACUUUGCUCUGGGUAACCAGGAAGGCUUCGAGUGCUACGAGCUGCAGGUCUGCGUCAAAGACUACUGCUUCGGCCGCGCCGACCGGGUGGUGGGCCUGGCCGUCCUUCAGCUGAGGGACAUCAUGGAGAAGGGCAACUGCGCCUGCUGGUGUCCGCUGGGCCAGCGCAUCCACAUGGACGACACCGGCCUCACCGCCAUGCGCAUCCUCUCGCAGCGCUCCAACGACGACGUGGCCAAGGAGUUCGUGAGGCUGAAAUCGGAAACGCGAUCGGCCGAGGAGGGCAGAUGAGAGGAGGAGGGCUGGAGACGGAGGGAGAGAGAGAGAGGAAGGAAGGAGGGACUCAGAAUUUCAGAAUAAGAGACGCAUCCAGGGAAUCAUUUUCCUGCGUCCGACGCCUCGUUUACACUCGGACAAACACUCUCAAACAUUAGUGACAGAGCUCGACCACACGGACACGGGUUCGUUCAACCUUCACACUGACCAGCUGAUCCACCAGGAAGUGACCACUCCACCCACUUCUUUUAACCCC
This is a messenger RNA of Hippoglossus stenolepis (Pacific halibut), 9661 nucleotides long. Its product is annotated as protein unc-13 homolog B-like. Gene Ontology annotation, biological process: presynaptic dense core vesicle exocytosis; neuromuscular junction development; dense core granule priming. Gene Ontology annotation, cellular component: presynaptic active zone cytoplasmic component; plasma membrane; synaptic vesicle membrane. The coding region runs from base 79 to 9420 and encodes 3113 amino acids. The transcript is spliced from 40 exons. The record is from RefSeq and is a predicted model, not a curated record. Gene Ontology annotation, molecular function: phospholipid binding; calmodulin binding; syntaxin-1 binding. NCBI's taxonomy places the organism in Eukaryota, Metazoa, Chordata, Actinopteri, Pleuronectiformes, Pleuronectidae.